Drechmeria coniospora is the source of this 1047-nucleotide messenger RNA. RefSeq lists its product as uncharacterized. Gene Ontology annotation, biological process: protein phosphorylation; cellular response to oxidative stress; stress-activated MAPK cascade. Bases 1 to 1047 code for a protein of 348 amino acids. The record is from RefSeq and is a predicted model, not a curated record. Gene Ontology annotation, cellular component: cytoplasm; nucleus. Gene Ontology annotation, molecular function: MAP kinase activity; ATP binding. The transcript is spliced from 9 exons. NCBI's taxonomy places the organism in Eukaryota, Fungi, Ascomycota, Sordariomycetes, Hypocreales, Ophiocordycipitaceae.
AUGGCCGAGUUCGUCCGUGCCCAGAUCUUCGGCACGACGUUUGAGAUCACGUCGAGGUACUCGGAUCUCCAGCCCGUUGGCAUGGGGGCCUUUGGCCUCGUCUGCUCCGCCCGUGACCAGCUCACGAGCCAGAACGUGGCCAUCAAGAAGAUCAUGAAGCCCUUCAGCACCCCUGUCCUCGCCAAGCGCACAUACCGAGAACUCAAGCUCCUCAAGCACCUGAGGCACGAGAAUGUCAUCUCGCUCAGCGACAUCUUCAUCUCCCCCCUCGAGGACAUCUACUUCGUCACAGAGCUCCUCGGCGCCGACCUGCACCGAUUAAUCACCUCGCGACCGCUCGAGAAGCAGUUCAUCCAGUACUUUCUCUACCAGAUCAUGCGCGGCCUCAAGUACGUGCACUCGGCCGGCGUCGUCCACCGCGACCUCAAGCCGAGCAACAUCCUCGUCAACGAGAACUGCGACCUCAAGAUCUGCGACUUUGGUCUUGCCCGCGUCCAGGACCCCCAGAUGACGGGCUACGUCUCGACCCGGUAUUACCGGGCCCCCGAAAUCAUGCUCACGUGGCAAAAGUACGACGUCGAGGUCGACAUCUGGAGCGCGGGCUGCAUCUUUGCCGAAAUGCUCGAGGGAAAACCCUUGUUCCCGGGAAAGGACCACGUGAACCAGUUUUCCAUCAUCACCGAGCUGCUCGGCACGCCCCCGGAUGAUGUCAUCGGCGCCAUCGCGAGCGAAAACACGAUGCGCUUCGUCAAGUCUCUGCCGAAGCGCGAGCGGCAGUCCCUCGGCAGCAAGUUUAAGAACGCCGACCAGUCAGCCAUCGACCUCCUCGAGCAGAUGCUCGUCUUCGACCCCUCGACGCGGAUAACGGCCGCACACGCCCUCUCCCACGACUACCUCGCUCCGUACCACGACCCCACCGACGAGCCGGUGGCCGACGAAAGGUUUGACUGGAGUUUCAACGACGCCGACCUGCCCGUCGAUACUUGGAAGAUAAUGAUGUACUCGGAGAUCCUCGAUUACCACAACGUCGAGCCGAUGAACCAGUAG